Molecule: messenger RNA, 1560 nt
Organism: Pseudozyma hubeiensis SY62
Lineage: Eukaryota; Fungi; Basidiomycota; Ustilaginomycetes; Ustilaginales; Ustilaginaceae
Exons: 4
Coding region: 1-1560 (519 amino acids)
Source: RefSeq, a predicted model, not a curated record
AUGGUGACGACGGCGGCGGUAAGGCACCGCUUCAGUCGCACGAUCGCGGCUCGCAAUGCCCAAGUACGAAAAGCUCGUCAACCUGUGCUUCUAACAGCCCGGGAGGAACUCGCAGCCACAGAUGCCCUCCCGCGGACCAGCGAGACACCACUUGAUCCCAUCGACGGAACAAUCCGAGCUGCUGAACGUCAUAUCAGGCCUAGAAAUAGUUCCGAUGACGUUCCGAUGCCAAGACAAACACCUUUAGUACCGCUACAUGAAGUUCGCCAUGCCGAGACGCCGACUAGAGCAUCUGUCGAACCCUCCGACAUCAUAAUCAUAUCUUCAGACAGCGAUGAGGUCGAAGCUUUCAGCACAGCAUGCAUGCACGAAAGUACAGACACGAGGCAUCGAGCCAGCUCUUUCGGCCCGGAGACACACGAACAGCAGAUGUCGUCGAGCGAACAAGCGCUGCAACAGCUGUUUGAUCGGAACCACGACUUUUACGAGAGCCUUGAUCGCGAGAUGGCUCGGAUUGCUGCAACAAGGUCCAUGUCGGAAGUAUCGUCGUCUUCCCUCGUGAUGGAAAGCCUGGUGCCCGAUGCCAGCACCUCUUACGAGACGUCCAGUUGGGCCCCGACGCGAUCCAUGUACAGUCACGAGGCGCCUCCCCCGGCAAACCCUUUGUAUCACGGUCAGAGAGUGCCUAUGUAUGCUCCACAGAGUCACUAUGAGCGGUCUCGUCCUGGCACGACUGUCAGCCCAGCUUUCGCCUAUGAUGCUGCUGGCAAUCUGGCUCAAUACUCUUCGAACCACUACGGGGCUUGGCCUGCGCCUCCCCUGUAUCCUCAUACGGGUCCUCAUGCGGGCUACAUGAUUCUUCCCAGCGUGGGCGAAGCAAGUCAUGUCUGGGAUCCCGCAGAUGCACUCUCGUCUCGCCCCGCCUUCGACCAUACGCCAGAUGAUCAUCAGUACACGCAAAUACCUCGCCAGCCCUCCUAUCUGAACCCCUAUCAGUCGAUGUACCUGCAGAAUCAGCGAGGAGACCUGCUUCCCGCCGAUCCAUCAUCGUCGGCCGCAGACCUCGAAAGAGCCAAAUUGGCAUCUUACAGGCGUCCACGCUCACCGCGGCAGGCGCAAGAGGACAAAGCGAAAGCAGACAUGGUGUACAAGGCCCUGCGAGGGGCAAGCAAACGAGCAAGGACAAAGUCAACAGCUCAAGCGAGGCAGUCGCCUAAAGGCAAAGAACCCGAGUGGUCGACGCUGAAAGCCUCUCGUACAGAGGCGGACGGCACCCUAUCUCUGACAGCCGCACUUCGACGGCCGCUGCCGGCGACACGACUGGCACAGGCCAGUCGCGGUGGCAGCCGCCUGUCACUUCCCCUCUAUCGAUCCUUGGGAAGCUCGGCGGAGGAUCGACGGCGUGCUGAGGACCAUCUGCAUGACACCUCGUCGAAGCAGAGGCGCAGCGAGAGCUCGAGCGCCUCCACCUCGAAGAGUGCACCAGAAGCAACAAGAGCGAUAAAGCUGUUUCGACCGUCGCCUCUCACUGAGUCAGAGCAGUACGGCCGACGACGAUGA